CUGGUAGCAUUUGCAGAUUUCCCAACGGCAACAGUACUGCCACCAUGAAAGCCCGCACAGGGGACGUGGAGGAGGGAGUGUGUGUUAAUUUCAUAAUCCAAUUAUCAUGGGAAUAGCUGUAUUACUUUUUAUUUUGACAGUAUUGUACAGAGGGGUAGAACAUGGAGACUGUCAUAAGUAUGAUAGUUACACCACAAGUGUGCUGUGCUCUACACAGUGCGGAGCGCUCUGCAUGGAAAAUGAGUCUUAUUGUGAUACAACUUGCCAUAAUCAGUUUGGGUUGUGGAUGACAAUGUGUGAUGAUCCUGGCUGUGAAGGAACGUGUGCUGACCACGGUUUAAGCAAAUUUUUCAAUCUGUCCCUUUUACCAGAAAUUCCGGUCCUUAAUCAAUGGACAGUGCAGAAUAACCAAGUCAAGUUGUCUUGGCAACAAAGCAAAUCACAAAGUCAGGUUUUAUAUGCAGUGCAGUACAAGAAAAUUAACAGCCAGAAUUGGACAAAUGCUAUAUAUGAGAUCCAAACCCUCUCCUGCACUAUUGACAUAGCGGAUGUGUGUUCGGACCAUCACUUCCGUGUGAUAGCAAUUAACAGACAUGGAUCGCGAGGAUUUUCAAACUACACCUAUAUAUCGUCUUCAGCAUUUCACCUUGAGCCUGUACCCAAUGUUACCUUUGUUGGACAAGGAAUUUACUACUAUCCUAACACACAAGAAUUCAUGGCAAUCAUCCAAUGGGGUCAUAUUCCAGGAUGGGACUCACCAAAGAAAAUGCUGGAUUAUGAAUGGAACCAGACACCCACAAUGACCUGCAAUAACAAACUCACCAAUAUAAUGCCCCUCUUUGAGAUAGGUGAAAAUACUUCCACCACCACAUAUCGAAGAAUUCUGAUGCACAUCAACGCUGACGCAUUUGGCUGUCUUUAUCAGGGACAGAUUCGGGCAGUAACCAAAUGUGGACUGUUAGGACCAUGGACAAACUUUACACUGGAUCUAACAGAUUGCCAAAAUAUAUUCAACUUUCCUUGUGUAGCAGCAACAUAUUGCCAGUUUACAUUUGACUCACCGUGUGGAGAUGCAUCUGCUAUUACAUUUUCACCACCUGGGAAUGUGAAGAAUGUGUCACUAUGUGUGGAGUACGGGGGAGUGAACUCCUCAAUGUUGAUUCGCCUCCAGUGGAAUGAGCCGACUGAUCUUGGCAGUAUGGGAUACAUAGACAGCUACACUAUCAGAUGGGGUCCAGUCGCACGGCAGGAUUGGCCUGAGGCUCCAAUCUUUACUGAUGAAAUCAGGAAAAUCAGCGUGGAAGCUGACAUCCGAGAGGUGGACGUACCAGUAAGUUACGACGAUAUCUCAGCUAUAUAUGGAUUCCAGGUGGUGGCUGUUGCGCCUCAGCACCAGAUCCAGGAUAAAGAAUGGAACAUAUUUGAGGUGUAUACGGUACAGAUCAGCUCCAGCUCCAACAACCACUCACCCUCAGGAACAGUCCUGUUGGAUGAGGCCGGUGUCCGGGUGGUUCAGAUCCCCAAUGCUCUCAGUGUAGAUAUGAUGUGGCAGUCACGCACCAUGUUACAGCCACCGUCAUUAAGCAGCGCCUGUAAGCAGCAUUACUCCAUACAACUUGGGCGUAUUGUACGCGACGGAGCGUUACGCCCACACCUCACAGAUACAACUGUCCAGUAUGUACCAGGGAAUACAACAGACCUGAUGCUGGACCUCCAGUAUGUGGGAGCAGAGUAUGGAUUUAGGAUAAGAAGUGUUGAUGUGAAUGAAAAUGUGUCAGACGAAGUUUGGGAUGAAACAGAGCUCCACAUUUUCAAGUUCCAGGGAAAUAGCUCCAAUAAAGAAACAGGAAGCAGUGACUUGCCGGAAUUAUUGAUCGUUGCCCUAGCUAUCACGUUGGUCUUUUUGGCUAUUGUGGGUGCUGUAUGGAUGAGGAGGAAACUUCAUAGACGUAAAAAACUGCCACAUUUACAUGGACAAUUAGGGGCAGAUGCAAAUCAUUACCAGUUAUUCCACACACAGUCCAGUUUGUCUUCCAUGCCUACCCCAGCAGUAGUACCCGAUAUGUGGGAACUGCCUCACAGUGGGAUCAAGGUUGGUCCUAUUCUAGGUCAGGGAGCAUUUGGACUGGUCACCAAAGGUCGCAUCAGUGGAUAUCUACUGACCAACAGAAACAUUCCCCUUCCCCAGAAGGCUCGAAGAGAAGGCACUGAAAUAUCUGUGGCAAUCAAAAUGCUCAAAGAUGAUGAUGACAACUCCCACAGGAGUGACUUUCUGCGUGAGAUAGCUCUGAUGAAGAAGAUCGGCUAUCAUACCAAUGUUGUGAGCAUGUUGGGAUGCUGUACACUCUGUGAUCCUGUAUGUGUCGUGGUAGAACAUAUGGCCAAUGGUGACCUUCAGACCUAUCUCAAGGGUAUCAGGAGUUCCAUGAGGGAGCGGGACCACACGCAGCAGGCCUAUGUCAACAGGGAUGCAGAUAUCCUCGGUCCCACGGACUUAUUGUCCUUUGCCAGGCAAAUCUCCAUAGGCAUGGAAUUCCUUGCCCAGAAAGGGUUUGUCCAUCGAGACUUGGCAGCCAGAAAUAUACUAGUUGGUGGUGACAAGACUGUGAAGAUUGGUGACUUUGGCCUGACUCGGUUUGUCUACAAUGAUGCAGUCUACAUCAACAGAAAAGGGGGGCGACUCCCACUUAAGUGGAUGUCCAUUGAGGCUAUCUGUGAACUGACCUUCUCCUCCGCCAGUGAUGUCUGGUCGUUUGGCGUGGUAUUGUUCGAACUGGUAACCUUGGGAGGCACGCCCUACCCCACCUGUGGACAUGCAUGACUUGCUCCACCUCCUCCGACGGGGAUACAGAAUGGAGAAGCCACCAAACUGCUCCUGGAAACUAUACGACGUCAUGUUGAAUUGCUGGAAUGAGCUUCCGAAAGCGAGACCGAGCUUUACAGACUUAAAAUCGACGUUAGAUGCUAUGCUUGAAAACGUGUGUGGAGUAGACUACCUGAGUAUGGACAUUGAUAGUUGCCAGUACUACUAUACUGUUACCUGUAACAAAGAUGAAUCGUCAGUAAGGUACGCACAGAUUGACAAUAUCGAUGGACAUACACAUGACGCACAGGACGUCAACGAGUUACAAUCUCAACAUAACUCAAAUCUUGUUACAAUCGAAACAUCACACGUUGCUCAAGAAGGAAAUGACAGCGAUAGCUCAGACGAUGAGAAUGCAAAAAACCAUGCAUUAAUUGUUCAUGAAGUUCAAAUAGAGCGCAAGCCACGUUACCUUGAGCAUUGUUAUUCCGAUUUGUGUUCGUCAUUGUCUCCAAUACAACACCCCGAUCAGUGUAGGGAACAUCGGGACUCUGGUUUUGAUACCAGUAGUUACUCCGGUUCAUCACCGAACGCUAGUCCGAGAACACUGUCCUCUAGGGGGAGUCACAAGGAGUCGAUUGGUAUUGAAGAUGAGGUCUUCUUGCAGGACUUCGGUACAGCGAGUUCCUUCCAGGACAUCCAAUGCGAGUUGGUCUCGUUUGAUAAACAGCAAGUAACUGAUCAGUUGACAAAUAAUUGUCAAAUGUGCAAGUCGUGUCUUUCAUCCCUCAAUGAAGAAUUCCACUUUUGCAACAAAUUAAAAAAUACUGGUUCGGCUGAAUGUUCACACGAAUCUGGCGUAGGUAACUGUGGUAAUUUCAGUUGGAAAUCUAGACUACUGCAUGGAAUUGACCAACAAAGCUUGUGUGAUAACGAUGUUUCUGUUUGUAGUUCCAGCAUGGACACUCUCAUGUCUUGGGAUGAGAACGCUCUUAACACUUAUUUGUAAUCGCUGACAUUCUGAACAAGAUCAUGAUUUGACGUUUGACUCGCACUGAAAUAAAAUGGCAUACAACUCA
Messenger RNA from Pecten maximus, 3882 nucleotides. Its product is annotated as ephrin type-A receptor 3-like. Gene Ontology annotation, molecular function: protein binding; transmembrane receptor protein tyrosine kinase activity; ATP binding. The record is from RefSeq and is a predicted model, not a curated record. Gene Ontology annotation, cellular component: signaling receptor complex. Gene Ontology annotation, biological process: multicellular organism development; positive regulation of kinase activity; cell surface receptor protein tyrosine kinase signaling pathway. The transcript is spliced from 24 exons. Lineage: Eukaryota; Metazoa; Mollusca; Bivalvia; Pectinida; Pectinidae. The coding region runs from base 107 to 2821 and encodes 904 amino acids.